This is a messenger RNA of Syzygium oleosum, 1198 nucleotides long. Its product is annotated as WRKY DNA-binding transcription factor 70-like. The record is from RefSeq and is a predicted model, not a curated record. NCBI's taxonomy places the organism in Eukaryota, Viridiplantae, Streptophyta, Magnoliopsida, Myrtales, Myrtaceae. Gene Ontology annotation, molecular function: DNA-binding transcription factor activity; sequence-specific DNA binding. The transcript has 3 exons. Gene Ontology annotation, biological process: regulation of DNA-templated transcription. The coding region runs from base 106 to 1023 and encodes 305 amino acids.
CAUCAUUUGCCGCUCACUUUCCUUCCAUCUCUCGGCUCUAUUUCCCUACACUUUCGAAAGGAGGAGGGAGGGAGGGAGAGAGAGAGAGAGGAAGAAGCAGAAGUAAUGGGGACUGAUGGGCCGGAGGGUUCGCCAUCAUCAGCAGUGAUCCAGACGAAAAGGGUGAUGGAGGAGCUGCUUCGGGGAAACAGCGCGGCAAUUCAGCUUCAGCUUCUGCUCAAGAACUCGCCGGGUCAGAACGGUCCUGGUGGUUCCGGGUCGUCGUCGCCUGAUGAGCUUCUGGAGACGAUCUUGAGAUCUUUCACCGAAAGCCUCUCGGUUCUUGGCUCUCGCUGCGGGUCUGCAUCCGCCGGUCAUGACCGCCGGGUCUCGCCGAGCUCCGGCGAGUCCAGUGAGAGCAAGAGGAGGCUCGAUCUGAAGGAUCGGAGGGGUUCUCACAAGAGGAGGAAGACAUCUCAAACAUGGACAAAAGUCUCUCCCACUAUUGAAGAUAAUCAUGCAUGGAGAAAAUAUGGCCAAAAGGUGAUCCUCAACGCCAAGCACCCAAGGAGCUACUUCAGGUGCACACACAAGUAUGACCAAGACUGCAAAGCGGCCAAACAGGUCCAAAGAAUGGAGGACAAUCCUCAGAUGUUCCACAUCACCUACAUUGGAGUCCACACAUGUAGGGACAUCAUGAAGACACCACAAAUGCUCAUCACAGAUCCUGAUACUUGUGUUGGUGAAUCUUUCCCCGUAAAGCAAGAGCCCAGGGAGGAUGCCAAAAGCGACCUAACCAAUGACAAUGUCUCGUCCAUGGGCUUCCUCUUUACGGGACUCGAAUCCUCUGAUCAGCCGAAUGACCUAGCCUCAGUUUCCUCAGCAAGGAUGGGUUUUGAUGAUACUGCUAAUGGUGAUCCUGCUGUCCACACCAUGUGCCCUUUUGUGGAUGCUGCUGAUUCUCACGGUCUAGGGAUGGAGUUUCUGCGCAAUAGCGUUAGCUUUGACGGUGAUCAUUUCCACUUUGAUGAAAGUGAAUUUUAAGCUAAGUGAGAUGAGAGAGCAUAGAAAUUAACUAGGUGUAAAGAAAAGCCAGUCUAGGACUGGCAAGUGCCUUUGUCUUUGCUUUUGUUCCGUGGAAAUAACAGCUUUCUUUGAACAGAUGAUGUUGUUGAUCGGAUUAAUGGUAUUGUGCAUGAAUUGAUGGGUUCUUUGUUUA